AUGUCAAUCGCAGGAAAGCCUGCUGAAGCAGAGUCUGAGACGAAGGAUGACAACUCUGAUGAUGCUUCUGGGAACAGCAAGGCGACCACGGAAAUGGACUUGAAGGCUGUCAACGAAUUCAGGAGUGCCAGUGUGCUUGAACGCUUCAAGAUGCUUGAGUUCUCGAAAGAUUCGCAGAAUCUGGGGAUUUGUGAGAGUGGUCGGAGUGCUGGAGAUGUCAUGGGGCCCGUGUUUGUCAAGAUCUUGGAGAGGAAGAUUGAAAUUCUGCAGUGGCAAAUGUUCCAUGCUCACCAAGCAGGAGAGGCCAAUAUCACGGUCAAUUUGGCACAGGGCAAGAAAGACCAAUUCAUUGUCAAACUCCCUGUGCAUGGAAGCCUUUGCUUGCCAUUUGCGGGUUCCAUUUCCUGUUCUCCACCCAGCAGCAGCGCCAGCAAGAGUCAGGCCCAUCUGUUCUGCACCUUUUUGGGUAUGCACUUCUACGUGCAGCCAAAGGGUAUCGACUUGAACACCUCUGACGUAGUCGUACCUGCCUGGGCUGUGAAAGCUGUGUCCAAGCCGGCUGAUGCAUUUUUGGAGCAAGAUGUGGUCAGGAAUGACUUCGUUGCUCUACUCCCUUUGAACGCAAGGCCACAUGACAUGUCGUUGCACUUGAUCACGCCAGAUAAUUCUGAUUCCGUGAAGGAGUUGAUCGCUGAAUGUGAGAAUGCUGGGGGUCAUGUGUGUCGUGGGCAAGCACAAUUGCAGGUUGCUAAGCCGCUUCAUAAUCUCCAGCAGAAGAUCGAAGACGAUCUUGCAAAGGACAAGGAGAAGGCAGAGAAGACGGCAAAGAAUUUGGUUCAGUCGGCACUUCGACGGAACCAAAACCGAGAAGCCAAAGAGUCCAAGAAACGUAAGAAGCAACAAGCACAGGUGGACAAUGACAUCGAACGUUUGCAGAUGGAGGUCUCAAACAACAAGGCUGACCUAGAAAAGCUGAAGCAUGCGGAAGAGGAGGAGGCACAUGUCCAAGAGGCAAUUGCGAAAGCACUUGCCUCGUGCAAACCCCGGACAUCAAUUCCUUUGACCGUUCUGGCUGCGAAAGAGACGGUGGAAAAGUCUGCGCGUGCCAAGGCAAUGCAAAGCGCCUUGCAAGAGGCCGAAGCAAAGUUGGCCGGCGCCCUUGCCCCAACUCCUUCAAGUGCAUCAACUCCGAAGCCUUCAGGCCAGGAAUCUGCAGUGGGAGUUCGAGCUGUCCUUGUUGCUUUGCACGAUGAUGGUGCUUUGGAGCCAAAGAAAGUGAACAAGAACAAGAAAGACGACAAGGCGCUGACAACAGCUGAGAUGCGCAAACUAGGAAAACAUCUUUUGAAGUGA
This is a messenger RNA of Durusdinium trenchii, 1353 nucleotides long. The record is from the annotation of a GenBank genome assembly. NCBI's taxonomy places the organism in Eukaryota, Dinophyceae, Suessiales, Symbiodiniaceae.